UCCCCUGGCUCUUUGGAGAAACAGCUUUAAAAUUACUUGAAUAAUUCAGCUCCAGCAAUGGAUGAUGCCUGAGUUUUACAAUGGUGAAAUCAUGGUUGGGACUCUGACUGCCAGUACCCAGUCCCAUAGGAUGAGAAGUUUUUAUUUCUUCACCAUUCCACUCUCAUGGAUUUUAUGAAUCAUGGGCAAACUGAUUUACUAUAUAGUUAAUUUUCUGAGUGAGAGUACAUAAUUUUCUAUUCAUCUCCCUUAGCAGCAGCUAGUUAUUAGAAUAAAGAAGGAAUGGGAAUGGCACAACAAGAAAAAAACAGGAAGAAAUACAUGGAACCAGGAGGAAAAAAGGAAAUAUGAAACAUGGAAAGGUAACUGAAGUAAAUGCCCAUGUGCAUACACCCAUGUGUUGGUAGUCACAACUUUUGCUCAUUCCUGUCUCUAUUAGUAGGAUUUUAUAAUCUGAUCUAUAUGGUCUACUCUGUUGCAUACAGAGAAUCCCAUGCAAUUGAUUUAGAUUAUUGUGGAAACUAUUUUUUUCAAAAUUACAAAAAUAUAUUCUGGAUUAAUUAAACCUGAAGGAAAACAUGUUUUAGUCUGUACAAAAUCUAAUGUUAAUCAACCACUACAGUAUGGGGUGGGGUUUCUUUAAAUACUGGUAGGAAGAAAACAACCUCUGUCUCAUUGUUUUUGCAAGGAAGACUGGAGAGAGAGAACAGGCAGAGAUUAUGACCAGGUUUUGAGGAGGGAGAACAGAGGCUAGAAAGCAUUAGUAGACACAGGGAAGUAGUACUGCAUAUUAUCUUCUAUAUAGACUGGCCACAAAUGCCCUGCCCUGCCCUGUUCUAUCUUGUGUCUGUGGUUUUAUUAGUCAUUUGGGUGGACUCAGGUGAGCAAAGUCUGAAACCUUCCUCCCACCUAAGCAGCCUUCUUCUGACUUAAAUGGCUCUACCCUUCCCUCUCAGCCGUAUCCUUUGGUUUCUCCCAUCUUAUCUUCUUUCCCCCACAGCUUCUUGCACUGUAACUAUCCUUCUUUCUGUGUGUAUUUAUGUUCCUGUCUUGGGCAAUUCCUGUCCUUUGGUCAUUUUCCUGGAUUAGACAAAAGUGUUCCUCUUCUUUCAUCCCUGCUUUGAGCUCUGAGCUUGAGCUUGUUACUCCUCGCUGGCUGAGUCACUUGAAUAAUGGAGAGGGGUGAGGUCAGCUGUAACCCGAUUCAAGGAUGCUGCACGGCUCUAUGAUUCCUUCUAGCAGCAGCUCAAAGGGCAUUCUGAAAGCUGAAGGCCAAGCUGAUGGUAGUCGGCUGAGAGAGUGCAACCAAGGAUCUCCGGAAAAGCAACUAUCAGAACAGGGCUUGAAGCCUAGAAGCAGUUAUCAAAUGUUUACUUGAAGCGACUUGACAGCAGCUAGCACACACAGUUAGAGGGUAAACACAGAGAGCCUGUGGAGUCACUAGCCUCCUGCAGGAAGGAAUCCUUCCCAAAGUGCCAUGCGAUGCUUCCUGAGGCGUUCACUUAUAGCAGCCAUAUUUAUCUUUGUGUUUCUGCUCAUCAGUCUGGCUGUUUGGACACAAAAUGACCUUGAGAUGGAGAAAACCCAGCAUUGGGCCCAAGGUAUUGGACUACAACAACUUCAAGCUGACUGGAACCUGCGUAGCCUUCAAAAUCUAACCAAUGCCACCAAUGUCUUGAGCAUCUCUUAUCAUUAUCUUGCCGGCAUUCCCCCUCUCCAGAAAAAGUUUCUGACGAUAGGGCUGUGUUCUGUAAAACGGAAGAAAGGGAACUACCUCCUCGAGACACUGAGGUCCAUCUUUGAACAGUCAACACAUGAAGAGCUGAGUAAAAUGGUAGUAGUGGUACAUCUAGCUGAUCCAGACCAGGAGUGGAAUGUUCAGGUUGUGGCAAAUAUUGCCAAGAGAUUUGCUCAUCAAAUCCUGCUGGGCUGCCUGCUAAUUAUACAUGCCCCCCAGGAAUACUAUCCUUCCUUAGAAGGUUUAAAGCAGAAUUACAAUGAUGCUACAGAACGGGUAAAAUUCAGAUCAAAGCAGAAUGUAGACUAUGCCUACCUCAUGAACUUUGCAGCCAACCUCUCCACCUACUAUCUCAUGAUUGAGGAUGAUGUCCGCUGUACCAAAAACUUCUUCUCGGCCAUCAGAAGGGUGCUAGAAUCUCAGAAGGGCUCCUACUGGGUCACCUUGGAAUUUUCCAAGCUUGGCUACAUUGGCAAACUCUACCACUCUAGUGACCUUCCCCAGCUUUCUCGGUUCCUCUUGCUCUUUUACCAAGAAAUGCCAUGUGACUGGCUUCUAGGAUACUUUCGACUUCUCCUUACCCAAAAGAAGGUGAUUCGUUUCAAGCCAUCCCUUUUUCAGCACAUUGGUCUCUACUCUUCCUUCCAAGGCACAGAAAACAAACUGAAAGAUGAAGACUUUGAAGAGAAUCCUGCUGCACUUCCUGACAAUCCCCCUGCAGAAAUGAUAACAAAUAUUGUCACUUUUGAGAAUUACUUACCAAAUAAGGCCUACAGCAAUGCAGAGGAGUACUUUUGGGGCAAGGCCCCCUCAGCUGGAAACUCAUUCACUGUUGUCUUCAAGCAACCUGCACGUAUCUUUCGUAUUCAGAUCCAAACAGGGUCUGAAAAACGUCAUGAAGACUAUCUCCAGGCAGGGCUUGUUGAGUUGGGCACCCAGAAGAAAAGGGAUGGCACAGGUUGUAACGUGUACACUUCUAUUGGACUCUUUGAGAAAGGAAACUUUAACAGACAGGGCCUGCAGAACAGCACAGCCUUUGCACCUGAAUGUAUACGCAUUGUUGUGACUCAGGAUCAGAGUGAAUGGCUGAUCAUACGCAGCAUAAGUGUCUGGACAAAGCCCAGUCCCUGAAUGAACUCUGUCCUGGAUCAAGGACUUUCUAGGUAUCCAUUGGGGACAGUGGGGUACCACUAAUGGAGACAUAGGGUAUCCCCUGUCCCUGGGCGCCCACCAUUUCAUCACGUGGAGGGGAGGGGCGCCUGACACCGGCUGGCUCCCGGCACCCAGCCUCUCCUGGGACAUGGUGACCCAGCCGGUGCCUGGCAGCUAUCCCCAUGCUGGGGCAUUGCUUGCUGGCCGAGCUGUCGUCACAGCUGCAGGUAGCCCCCCCCCCCCCCCGCAAACACUUCCGUCCCCUGCAUCCAGGCAGGUGGAGGGAUUGGGGCAGGCUCCGAGCUCUCAAAGUCACCUUGCUGCAGGCAACUGCCUGGGCGAAGCGGGCAGAAGAAAACGACUGUGGGGCUCCAAGGAUGGCAGCUGAUUGAAGGCGGGGGCAUCUUACUGGGCAAGGCCUCCAUAGUGCAGGGGGUGCUCCCGGAAGGAUCAGCAGGCCUCAGGCUCAAGCCCGGCUGAGUCCUCCGGUGCUGGGACCCCUGUGGCAGAGCAGGAAGGGGCCAGCCAAAGGACCACCGACAGACCAGCUCUCUCUCGCCGGUGCAUCACCUUAAGUGGGGGACUGGACGCUGGAUCCCCUGCAGGGCACCCUGGCUCUAGCUUCCCACAGGGCCCCAAGGGCGGAGGGGCGCAUUUCCAGGUGGGCAAGGCAGGCAGCAGACCGGCUUCCCCGGGGGAGCUGCAAGGAAUUGACAGGGUUGGCACAGGAGCAUCUCAGUAAGGCCCUGUGGAAAGACCCUGAGGAAGCCCAGCAGCCCUUCCACAUCUGUUGUGGGCAGGUAGGCAGGCACCAAACUUCAGAGCAGCACAAGAGAACACUGUGGGGGCUUAGUGGCGGGCGGCCCCAGUAGGUGCCCAGGCCCCCUGCCCCUGAGUCCUGCCCUCCCUGCAGGCUGGCUUCUGUCCUUCCCAGGCCCUGGGAGCUGGCCUGCAGGGAGGCCAGGGGCAGGGCUUGGCGGUGGGCAGCCC
Molecule: messenger RNA, 3880 nt
Organism: Sphaerodactylus townsendi
Lineage: Eukaryota; Metazoa; Chordata; Lepidosauria; Squamata; Sphaerodactylidae
Product: alpha-1,6-mannosyl-glycoprotein 4-beta-N-acetylglucosaminyltransferase-like
Exons: 5
Coding region: 1478-2869 (463 amino acids)
Biological process (GO): protein N-linked glycosylation
Molecular function (GO): acetylglucosaminyltransferase activity
Source: RefSeq, a predicted model, not a curated record